Messenger RNA from Gordionus sp. m RMFG-2023, 5969 nucleotides. Its product is annotated as rho-associated protein kinase 2-like. The record is from RefSeq and is a predicted model, not a curated record. Bases 713 to 5314 code for a protein of 1533 amino acids. The transcript is spliced from 25 exons. Gene Ontology annotation, biological process: Rho protein signal transduction; regulation of cell junction assembly; peptidyl-threonine phosphorylation. Gene Ontology annotation, molecular function: small GTPase binding; ATP binding; Rho-dependent protein serine/threonine kinase activity. NCBI's taxonomy places the organism in Eukaryota, Metazoa, Nematomorpha, Gordioida, Chordodea, Parachordodidae. Gene Ontology annotation, cellular component: cytoplasm; cytoskeleton.
UUUCCGAGUUAAUGAAUUCAGAUGGAAAUUUAUCAAAAAAUGCACAAUGCAUGAUGCUAUUUUGAAUUAAUGAUUAUUUGUAAAUUUUAAAAAGGUUAUUUUCUGUUAAUUCGCUUGAUGAAUCAUAAAUUAUUAUUAAAACUACAGAUUCCAUUUAAGAAUAACCUAAGGAACGAUAGCUUAUCACAACGGCGCCAAUAUUCCCGGCACGUAGAAAGAGGAUAGAAGUUCGCGCAUUUUAAUAUUCCAUCCCACAUCCGUAUUAUUUUCUCAUUCCCUCAUCCAAGUAUUUAGGAGUUACCGAAAGCAUUUACCCGCGAAUUUUUUUUUUCGUGGACAAAAUCGAUUUAAAUAUCUAAGUGAUAAUUAAAUUCCUUGCCCUGCCCUUUAAAAAUAAAUUCCGAUUUUCUCGAGGUUUCUAAAUUUGACCAUAACAAAUAUUACUAUACGCGAGGAAAAUCUUAAGAUCUAAUCUUCCUCUACAAGCUGCCAUUUUUCACCAUAAUUUUUCAUAAUUCUUAAAAUUAAACGAAAAAGAAACGUCAACGCAACGCAAUAAUAAACAUACCCAUGAUUCCAUUUUGAUCUAUUGUUGGCUAGAAUACGCUUUUAAAUCCCUUAUAUUUAGCUAAUCAAUCACUCGCAGCGUUUAUUUUUUUAAAUUAAACGCACCAAAAAAAACGAAUAGUAUUGUCUUUCAUCACGCGAUCCGAUGACGGUGGACAGCGAUCGUUUAGCCAGGCUAAGUUGCUUAGAACGGGAUUUGUUGGACACCAAAACAGGGAUUCACAUUGACGGAUUAUUGGAUGGCAUAACAGCCUUGGUUGCUGAUUGCGAUUUUCCAUCAUCCCAGAGGAACAAAAGCAUCGAGCAUUUCUUGAAUAGAUACACCGGGAUCGCCAAAAGAAUCCAGGAUUGUCGGUUAAAGUACGAAGAUUUUGAAUCCGUCAAGAUAAUAGGCCGGGGCGCGUUUGGCGAAGUUAAACUGGUGCGGCACAGGACAUCGCGCAAGGUUUUCGCCAUGAAACUCCUCAGCAAAUACGAGAUGAUGAAACGCUCUGAUUCGGCCUUUUUCUGGGAAGAACGGGACAUAAUGGCCCGAGCAUCGAGCCCUUGGAUCGUCAAGCUACAUUUCGCGUUCCAAGACGCCAAGUACUUGUACAUGAUCAUGGACUACAUGCCUGGCGGAGAUUUGGUUAACCUGAUGAGCAAUUACGACAUACCCGACAAGUGGGCCGCGUUUUACGCGGCUGAAGUCAUCUUGGCUCUGCAGAUCAUCCAUUCCAUGGGAUACGUUCACAGGGACGUUAAACCGGAUAACUUGUUGUUGGACAAAGACGGGCAUUUGAAGCUAGCCGAUUUCGGUACUUGUAUGAAGAUUGACGAGGAUGGAUAUUGCCAUUGCGAAACGGCCGUGGGGACUCCGGAUUAUAUAUCUCCCGAAGUGCUCAAAUCCCAGAGCGGGGAAGGCAAAUACGGACGCGAGUGCGAUUGGUGGUCCGUGGGCGUCGUGCUUUACGAGAUGCUCGUCGGCGAGACGCCCUUUUACAGCGACUCCCUAGUGGGCACAUACGGCAAGAUAAUGAACCACGAAUCUUCCCUCGCCUUUCCUCCCGAAUUGGAGCUGACUCCCCAGGCUGAAUCUCUUAUGAGGGGUUUCCUGUGCCAUAAAGACGGUCGUCUAGGGUCAGAGGCCAUGGGCGGCAUCUCGGCCCUCAAACUGCACCCAUUUUUCGAGGGACGGGAGUGGAACUUUGACGACAUUCGAAAUCAUAUACCGCCAGUUGUCCCUGAAUUGAACGGAGAGUGCGAUACGAGUAAUUUCGAAGAGAUCGAACCCAAGUCGGUUAGGUUGGCAGAAAGUUUCCCGGUCCAAAAGGCGUUUACGGGUAACCAUCUACCCUUCAUUGGAUUUACCUAUUCCGCAGAUCACAGCUAUUUGAAUAACGAGCCACCAUUGGCGAUUACUAAUGGUAUCGCUCACCAUGCCGAAAAUGAAAUUGAUGUACAGGAACUAUCCAGACUGAAGGAGGAGCUUUCCCGUCUCAAAGAUGAGUUGGAGGAGACGCGCACUAAAUUAUUGUCAGAGAGUCAGAAUCGGGUAGAUCUUGAGUCCAUGUACGAGAUGAAAAGUAAAGAAUUGCAGUUGCUCAAACAAUCCCCGACCCCUGGUAACAAAACGGAGAUGGUAGAUGCCAACGCCUCGAGCCGCAAGGAUAAGCUAGAGAAUCAAAUUUUCGAGCUGACGCAACAGUUGGAAGUUUCGAGAGAGAAAGAAAGCAAGAGUCGAUCCGCUCUGCAAGAAUUAACUCUGCAAUACGCUCAACUGAGAGAAAAUUACGAGGAAAUGGCUGACAAGUACUCAGAACUCCAGGAGGAAUACAAAUCCCUCACUCUCAACAACAAAAGUCUGAAGCUCUCUGUGGAAAAUGAGGCAACGGCCAAGAGCCAGCUGAUGCAGAAGAUCGAGAAAAAUGAAAUCGCCAUUUCUACACUCCAAGGGGAUUUGGCGGAUUCGAGAGAACGUUCAGAACGCUUGCAACGCGAAUUAGAGGCUUCCGUUCGAGAUCUCGAGGCGUUACGCGUGUCUAGGAAUACUGAAAAUGUGCCAAACUUCGAAAAUUCUGGAAAUAUCGAAGAAAUGUUUAACGGAAAACUUAGAAGCUUUCAGCAAGGAGGCGGGGACGCCGGAAACGAAGGGACGGAAGAAAUUCGUGUUAGAGACCUAGCCGAAAAGCUCAGGUUAGAACAAGAACGUCACCGCGAAAUGGAGGCCCUUAUCGCCUCCGCCCAGCUCGAAAACCAACGUUUGAGCGUCGAAAUAUCUCGAGAAAGGGAACGGUGCAGUCACCUAGCCUUGGGCAAGGAACAAGAGCUGCAACGACGUACCCUCAUACAAAACGACCUGGCUGGUCAGUGCAAGAGAUUUAAUUCGCUCAAGAGAAAGGAGACGCAGCUUAGCCAGGAAUUGACAACGUUGAAAGAGCAAAAGACGAAACUGGAAGAAUUUUCUCAGAGACUCAAGAAUGGUCGUUCCAUGAACGAGCUAAAAAUCAAGGAUUUGACCGAGCAGCUCGAAGCUGAGCAAUACUUUGCAGCUCUAUACAAAAAACAGGCCAAGGAGUUUCAAGACGAGGUUGAGGAGAAGGAAAAAUUUCGGAAAGACCUGGAGUGCAAGUACGAGGAGGCGGUUGGCGAAAAGAUGGCCCUUUCCGAAAGGUUGGAAUGUUACAAGACUCAAACGCAUGCUUUGGUGAAACAAAAGCUGGCUGCAUUAGAGCUCGGUUCCCCUUUGUCUCGAGUGUCUACCGACGCUACCAACGGGUCGGAAAUCCCGCCAUCAUCUCAAUCACCACAUACAACCGAACGAGAAAACGCCGAAAAUUCUCAGCUCGUUUUGCUCUCCAAAGACAAGAAUGAAAUACAAGCCAAGCUUAUGGCCCUCGUGAAAGAAAUAACUGGUGGGUGUGUGCCCCACCCCUCUGCUACACCCAGGGAUCUUCUCGAACAGAUUGGAAAACAGCUGAGGCAGGAAAAGCUGCUCAAGAUGCAGGCCGUCAACAAGCUCCACGAGGUCAUGAAUCGCAAAGAUAUCAAGAAAAAACUGGUCAAUAGUAAUAGUAGCAACAAUAACAACAAAAAGGCUGCCUUAGCCAUGGAAGAUCUGCGGAAGAAGGAUAAGGAAUGUCGGAAGUUGCAACAGGAUUUAACGCAGGAAAAAUCAAAGUACAACAAGAUGGUUGAAAAGUAUAGCAAGGACCUUUCCGAGUGCCAAGCUAACCUCUACGAGGAAAGCUCUUCUCGACUCAAAUUUCAGCUGGAACUCGAUUCUAAGGACGCCGAAAUAGAGGCCCUCAGAAAACACGUGCUGUCAAUCAAGAACAGCAGCAAUAUCAACCUGUCCGCCUCCAACAAUGAUAAAUUGGCCAGCAGAUUAACCCCCAAGAGUUAUACCCCAAACUCUCAUCAUCUCAAUCACAACACUACCAUAAAUAUUAUGAAUCGUAGUUCUAUAGUAUCCAACUACAUAGAUCACACCAUAUCUAGUGUCCCUGUUACCAAUAAUGGAGGAGGCGUCACUAAUUCCAGUUCGGGUAGCGGAACCGGAAGUUCGAACGGUAGUUUUAACGGGCGUAGCACCGAAAUAGAUGGCGGUAAUAUGCAGAUUGUUAAUGGCGUUGCAGGUUCCAGGGAACCGAUUGUUAGCGAAAAUAUUAUAUCCACUACAGACGACGAAUGGCUGGAAGGCUGGUUAGGCAUGCCCAAUAAACACAAAAACGUUAGGAAACAGGGAUACUGGCUCAUGCGAUACGUUGUUGCUAACGAAGGAAAACUAUUCUUCUACGAACACAGGAGCAGCGAGGAGAUCCAACGCGAUGCCAGACCCCUCUUUGUGCUAAAUCUUAACAAAGUUUACCACGUCCGUUCGGUCACUCAGACCGACGUGAUGCGAGCCGACAGCAAGGAAGUUCCCCGCAUUUUCCAAAUCCUAUACGCUUCCGAGGCUGAAAUUGCCCAUCCUGCCACACGCAAUCCAUCCUUAACCGCUUCAUUCAAUCCCAUAGAUUCCGCAUCUCAAGGAAACACCACUUAUAGUGGUGGGGACCUUUUGCUCCACAAGGGGCAUCAGUUCCAACCCGUGUUUUUCCACAUGCCCUGCACUUGCGAUCAUUGCUUGAAACCUUUAUGGAAUGUCUUCAAACCUCCUCCCGCCCUGGAGUGCAAGAGCUGUCACCUCAAAGUGCACAAGGAACACUUGAUAGGCGGAAAUUCCUUGCUUGAGGAAACUGUCCCCCCUUGCAAAAUUAGCCUUAACAAUCACUCGGCUAAAGAGCUUAUUCUCAUAGCGGAAAGUUCGGACAAACAAAAGGUUUGGAUCAACCACUUAUAUAAAAUGAUUCGCAAAAGAUCCAUGCUUAUCCGAAAUCCUACCUUUAAUCCCAGACUCUCGAACAAAUCUUCUUUUAGCGGAAUAAGCCUAUCGGGCCAAGGUCUGCCUUCUAUAAACCGCGUACCCUCUAACGCCGCCGUGGAAGCCAAUCACUUUAAAAGUGCCGAAAACGGGGAAGGGAACGCCGUGGAAACCAAAUUUUUUCAUUUCCCUUCCUCUUGCUCUCACGCUAACGGCCCCUCUGCCAGCAAUAAACAACACCCCAACGGUAAUAAUGUAGGGAGACCACUCCCGGCUCUUCCCGACCAAGUUGUGGGCCAAGAUAACCGAAGUCAUUCGACCACCACCAAUCACGACCACCAUUUAUCUGAUCCCACUCAGCAACUCAAAUCUUCCACCCUUCCCAAACAUCUCAAACAAUAAAUUUCGUAUAUCCUUCUAUCAUAAGAUUUGCACUGUGUAAACUGGGAUUUGUUUGUACACGCAAAAUCAGUCAGGACACUAUUAACGAAUCAUCAUAUUUCUAUUUACAACAUCAUUUUUUUUAAGAUAAUUCUAAAAUUUUGUUAAAUAAAAACGUCAAUCAAUCAAAUAAUUUUUUCGCUCCUCCCGUCCUUCGAUAAAAUAAUUAUUUUUUUCUUCCUAUUAAUCGCCGAACACAAAGAAAAUAAAUUAUAAAUUCUCCCUAUUUAUUUUUAAUAUAAUAUAUUAUCGUGCUUGUCCAGACCAAAAUUUUCGCUUUUCGAUCAUAUGUUUUUUUUUAAUCGCCAAAGGAAGAUCUGUAAUUUAUAAAAUUUAUUCAAAUAAUUUUUGUAAUUCUUAAACAAAUGAUAUUAUUUACAUUAAAAUUAUUUUUUUAAUUUUUAUUGGGGAUAUCGAAAUAAUCUGUAAUAACCUAAACCAACUUCCUCACUUUUAUCACCCCUUAACAAAUUAAUAUUUCUCUUAUUAUUAUUUUUUUUUCCAGAAUAUUUUACUUCUUUUUUUUAUCCACUUGUAAUAAAAUGAUACAAGUAGAAAAAACGAUCAAAAAAGAAUGGAAUUUUUAUUUUUAUAUAAAUACGUAAAUUUUUUUAUU